Cylicocyclus nassatus is the source of this 717-nucleotide messenger RNA. The record is from the annotation of a GenBank genome assembly. NCBI's taxonomy places the organism in Eukaryota, Metazoa, Nematoda, Chromadorea, Rhabditida, Strongylidae.
AUGUUGAAACUCUUAGCUUUUGGAUCGUUAUUGCUGCUAAUAGCGGCCGUUCCUGCUAAGAAUCAGCAGGAAGCGAAUAAUGCGGAACUGGCAACGAAGAAACUUGAAGAGCAAAACUCUGGAAGCCAUGAUGAUGAUGAAAUUAGAGCUGAGUACUUCAUUGAUAGAUGUAAGAUUGAUGCAAAUUACAGUAGUGGUGCAUACCCAGUAAUUGAGGAGGAAAGUGGGAGUCGAGGAGACGAUAGCGAAGGAGAAGAUGAAGAAGAAGGAGAAGAAGAAGCAGCAGACGAAGAAGAAGAAGAAGAAGAAGAAGAUGAUGAUGAUGAUGAUGAUGAUGAUGAUGAUGAUGAUGAUGAUGAUGAAGAGGAAGGAGAAGAAGUAUCGCUAUUAGUACCUAGUACUGAUGGUUGCUUGCCUUUCUCUAAGAGUGCGGAAGCAGAAGCAGCGCCGAUGAGACCAAAACCAAGGAAGAAUUGUACUAAUGUUGGUCUCAGCUCUCUCUCCAGAGGUACGGAAGGAGGAGCAUCGCCGGCCAGGCCUCGUGUAAGAAUCGAUCUCGGUCCUGGAAGACCCCUUGUUUCUGUGAGUACGCAUGUCAUGAGUCAGCGAGACGCUGAUUACUUUGCGCAGUUAUCGGAUGAAAGCAAAGUAUUUGUGUUUAGGAUGCGUUUUGUUUUCGGUUGCGUACCCCUUUCACAGAACUACUACCGGAAUUAG